UGCAUCCUCGUCGACCGCUGCGGACCCGUAGGGAAGCGGUUCGGGCGCAGGCCGGGUGGUGUGGUCUCCUGCCUGGACAGUGUGAACGAACAAUGCAGAAGGACUCCGGCCCACUAGUGCCUUUGCAUUGGAUUGGCUUUGGCUAUGCAGCACUGGUUGCUUCUGGUGGGAUCCUUGGCUAUGCCAAAGCAGGUAGUGUCCCAUCCCUGGCUGCUGGGCUCCUCUUCGGUGGUUUAGCAGGCUUGGGUGCUUAUCAGCUGUCUCAGGACCCAAAGAACGUUUGGGUUUUCCUAGUUACAUCUGGAACCUUGGCUGGCAUUAUGGGAAUGAGAUUCUACCACUCUGGAAAAUUUAUGCCUGCAGGCUUCAUUGCAGGUGCCAGUUUGCUGAUGGUCGCCAAACUUGGAAUUAGUGUGCUCAAUAGACCCCAUUGAUCAUAGUCAUGUCCCAGCUUGGGCUCAUGAAGAAUUUUAAAACUUCCACUAUUUUUAUUAAGAGAAAUAAAUGGAGCAUUUUCACAUAUACUGAUAUUUUACUUAAAAGAAAAAAGAUACUGAACUUGGCAGAGAAAAUUAUCAGUCAUUAUUACAACCCU
Molecule: messenger RNA, 595 nt
Organism: Molossus molossus (Pallas's mastiff bat)
Lineage: Eukaryota; Metazoa; Chordata; Mammalia; Chiroptera; Molossidae
Product: transmembrane protein 14C-like
Exons: 1
Coding region: 93-434 (113 amino acids)
Biological process (GO): regulation of heme biosynthetic process
Cellular component (GO): mitochondrial membrane
Source: RefSeq, a predicted model, not a curated record